AAUGGAAGUUACGUAUUGUACAGCAACAAAAUGAAACGUAGUGCAGGUGCUGUGGUCGCGGUGGUCGCAUUGCUGCAGGCGGCCGCGGCCGUUGGCGGCCCGACGACGCGACGGCGGCUGCGGGACCUGGCGCUGGACGACGACGCUCACCGGAUCCGGCUGGCCCGUCUGGCCAGGUCCGUAAACAAGAUUAUCGACGAGUACUUGGGCACUAGGUCGGUGGUGAUGUUCGCGGACGAGGUGGACGUCAGCGAGCUGGGCCAGCGGCUGCUGGUCGACAUGGGCCACCCCAGGCUGCUGGUGCAAUCGUCGGCGGCCACGGACGCGCGGCUGGCCAACGGGCUGGUCGUGUACCUGGAACCCGAGGCCAGAGCGCAGCGCCGGGACGGCCGGUCGGCCGAUUACGACGCGGUGCUGGGCCGGUUGCCGUCCAGCGAUCACUCGCGGCACAUGGUGCUGUGGGAAGGCUCUCAGCGGCCGGGCGACCGCGUCGACCUGCACCGCAUCCAGAUGCUGUUCGAGGCGUUCUGGCACCAUCAGCUGGUCGACGUGGCCGUCCUGGUGCCCGUGUACACCGGAAGCAUACGCGUGUACUCGUUCAACCCUUACACCGGAUCCCGGUGUAACGGGGCCGGUCCGCCGAUCAUGGUCAACGUCUGGAGCAGCUCGACGGACGCUUUCGUCAGGCCCGACAGAGUAUUCGGAUUGGACAACAAGUUGAAAGACUUGCACAAAUGUCCGUUGAAAUGCUUGGGCAUACACAGGCCACCCGUGUCAACGGUAGUGCAAACAGAGAAAGGCUUCAAGCUGUCGGGAUCAGGUUUACGCAUUAUCAAUUUCAUUCAGGAGUAUAUGAACUUCACCGGUAUUGUAACCAUGGCUGUAGGCCAUUCCGGCGUACAUUUCGUCUCCGAGACAGCCUUAUCGGACAACGAUAGUUCACCGAUUGGUGUGAAAGUGAAACAUAAAAAGGUGGACUUGGCGUUCGGACGGUUCACGAGAAUUUUUGACAGCGAGUCCGAUGUGGAGUUCAUCAAGGAAGACCAGAUGGAGUGUUUCACUUGGGGCUUGCCCAGUGGCAUUGGUCACGAUCCAACGCUGUGGAUCAAUUACGUGGCAGAAUUUUCACUAGUCACAUGGAUAUUAAUCAUAAUGAGCAUAAUAUUGGCGUUUGGCGUUGUCGUCACACUUUCACAGCUCACGUCCAUGCUGAAACAGCCGGCGGCGACAAUCUCGUGGAGUCCAUUAUUCAUUCUGUUCUACACAUACGGUACAUUCAUCGGUGCUCCCAUCAAGGUGACACCCAAAUCCUGCGCACUUCAAGUAUUUCUAUCCAACUGGUUAUUGUACAGCCUUGUAGUGACGAGCGCGUACCAAGCGUACUUGGGUAGUCUGAUAACCAUACCACAAACGAUACCCGAAAUCAACGACCAGCACACAUUGUUGAAGACCGACUUAAACUUGGUAGGUAGACAAGACAUGUACUAUCUAAUAAACUCGUCGGCGGGCUCAAGUAACGAUUUCAAAGAGUUGGUCGAUCGCUAUCAAAUAUUACCUCCCGAAGACUUCAGUCAUUUCAUCCAGAGGAUAUUAUUGAAAAGAGACACAGCCGUUCUUGCAUCCAAACGCGAAUUAAUAUUUUAUGCACAAAGAUACAAGACCAUUUUUAACGACUCGAGACACCUACACGUCUUGCCCACAUGCACAAUCGAGUCAUACUCAUCGACAUUUAUGCUUCGAAGGGGAUCACCGUUUCGGCAUAGAAUUAGCACCAUUAUGUCACGACUCUCAGAAACGGGUAUAAUGCAGCAAUGGGAUAGGGAAAACCUCAGAGAAGAACAGGUACACAAUAUUGUAUUUACCGAGGAUACGAUUCUUUCUAUGUCACAAUCUUUCGGAGCGUUUGUAGUUUUGUUUUUUGGUUUGUUUUUGGGCUUCUGUGCGUUUAUUGGUGAAAUAAUUGUAUACCUUAUAAACAAAUUUUGCAUAAGACAUACAAAACAAAUAAUGUUCAUAAAUUAACUAAAAAACAAAAACUAGAUUAAACCUACAUUUAAUAACAAUGUAUAGAGAAUCAAUAAUACAAAAUUAGCUGUACUAUAGCUGUAUAAUUUGUUAAUUUAAUUAAUAAACAUUUUGUAUUAGAUUCUGCAAACAAAUAAAUUACAAGCUAAUAAUAAUUCUAUGAAUAAAAAUAAA
This is a messenger RNA of Aphis gossypii (cotton aphid), 2199 nucleotides long. RefSeq names its product glutamate receptor ionotropic, delta-2 (gene Ir68b). Gene Ontology annotation, molecular function: ligand-gated monoatomic ion channel activity. The transcript has 2 exons. Gene Ontology annotation, cellular component: membrane. Bases 31 to 2022 code for a protein of 663 amino acids. NCBI's taxonomy places the organism in Eukaryota, Metazoa, Arthropoda, Insecta, Hemiptera, Aphididae. The record is from RefSeq and is a predicted model, not a curated record.